UAGAGCCUCAGCCUGCAGAUCGUUCCAGAUUCAGUCAAUAAAAAGGUGGAAUUUGCACAAAAAUCAAUCGAAUUCAGUUCACAUUGUGCGUGAUAAACGGAAAACUUGUGAAGGCAUCAUCGAUUUUGAACGCACUGUUUGGGAAAUCCGGGCUGUUUUUUCCUAAGAUCGAGCCGACAGCAUUAUGUCAGUGAGAGUAGUCUUCGAAAUUGGCCACGAGGCCGCGAGGAAGCCUCUGACAACACCGGAAGGCUUUACGCACGACUGGGAAGUGUUUGUGCGAGGUUUCGACAACGGCGAUAUUAGCCCGUUUGUCGACAAGGUGAUCUUCAAUCUGCAUGAAUCGUUUCCAAGGCCGAAACGAGUUGUUAAGGAGCCACCAUACAUCGUAAAGGAAGCGGGAUAUGCUGGUUUUCUCCUGCCAGUUGAGAUAUAUUUCAAAACAAACAAAGGAGAAGAGCCCAAGAAAAAAGUUUACACCUACGAUUUGGACCUGCAAGCAUAUAAGAUGCAGCGAGAGGAGUACAUUGUACCAAACCCAUCCGAUGAUUUCAAGCGAAAGCUUUUGAAGGGUGGCGGUGUUCAACUGAACAGUUCAAUGGCAGCAUCUUCGGCUUCCGCUGAAUAUAAAAACCGACACAGUAAUAGCGCUAGUAACGACAAAACAUCUUCGCAAGAUAAAAAGUAUAAGAAAAGCUCCGGUGAUGACUCGAAGGUUCAAAACACGUUUGCAAAUUUAUUUGGACCCCCAAUUACCAAAGGUAGCAAUAAGGUUUCACCGGAUCCAAAGCAAGGUUUAUCCUCGUCAUCCGGCAGUAAGACAUCUCCGACUUCGGGAGCUGCAGCUGGUGCUGGAAGUAACAGUAAGAGUCAGCAGGUUACCCAGAAGAAUGAUCGUUCCAGUUCAAGCUCAAGCUCCAAGGAUAAGGACAAAAGCGAUAAGGAUAAGUCCUCCAAGCAUAAACACUCUAGUCCCAACAAAGAGAAGGAUUCGAAAAAGUCCUCGGCAAGCGAAGAAAAGCAUAACAAGGAAAAGAAGGAUAAAAGUCACUCGAAAGAGCGCGAUAAGACAAAAGAGAAAAGCUCCAGCAGCUCAUCCUCCUCGUUUUCAAAACGACCUCCAAGUCCAAAGAGAACUCCUUCGGCUUCACUGUCAACAGCUGCUACCGUGAGUAGCAGUCCUUCAAGUAAGAGGCAUCCAUCUCCUGCAGCACCGGCGACCUCCUCAGUGCCAGCAACAGUUCCAAAACCAUCCGAAGAGAAAGCGGCAAACAAACACAGCAGUGACAAGGAGAAAAAGAGAGAAAAGAAGGAAAAGAAAAGCUACGAUAAAGAAAAGGAUCGUAGCGAGAAGAAAGAUCGGGAUGUCAAGAAGGACAAAGAUCACCAGAAAAAUUCCAUUAGUGAGCAACAGACGGAUAAACCGAAAUCCGAUCUCAUCAAACCGAGCAAACUGGAUCAAGCAGCCAAGUUUGAUUCUAAACUGUACUCAAAAGAGAAAAAAAUCUCCGAAGAUCUCCCGAAGUCCGUUCCAAGUGAGCCGGUUCCCGUGGUGCCUCCGCCUGCCCAGGAAGCACCUUCAAAGCGGCCGGAAAAGCCUGAAACCAAGGAAAAGGAGAAGGAAGAACGAAAGCACAAGCACAAGAAGAAGGACAAGUCUAAAGAUAAGGAGAAGGAUAGAUCCUCGAGCAGCAAAGAUAAAAAAGAGAAAAAGGAAAAGGAAAAGUCAUCCAGUAGUAAGUCAAAUUUUCCCACACCUCCAGCUGCCAGGGAACCAGAACCAGUAAGUCCGAUUAAACCUGCGAAACUAACGGAUUCCGUAAAAUCUCAUCCACUGGAACGAGAAAGCGCGCAGAUUCCAGCGUUACCGCCAAAAAGUGCGCAUCAAGGUGGCAACAGCAGUGACUCAGAGGCAGACAGUCCGCCACCGUUAAACCCAGACAAAGACUCGGAGAACUCUAACAGCAGCAUAGCGGAUUUGAUUGCAACAAGGCCCGCGUCUGCUACUUCCUCCAAUGCAUCCUCCAAUAUUGUAAGGCAACCAGAGCAGAAGCCUCCGCAUGAACCGGCACCGCCAGCGAGCGAACCCACGAAACCGGAAAAAAAUCAUCACAAGAGCAAAAAAGAAAAAGCUAAAAGCAGCUCCGCCGAAAGCAAGGAGGAAGGCAAAAAGCGAAAAAGAAAGAACAAAGAUGCGGAAGCCGAGAAAGAGAAGGAAAGCAAAAAAUCAUCAGCCACCCUGCAGACGGCGGCAUCAGCAGUUGUGCAGCAACAACGCAGUCCUUCACCGCCAUCGCCUCCUCCCACAAUGAUGGAGCCGCCAUUGAAAAUUCCCAAACGAGACGAUCACUACAAGCGCGACGAACCAUCUCCGGUCCCGAACAAUAACAACUCCAAGCCGGGCUUGGUUGAAGAGACCGCUCCCACGUCGUCCUAUUACAACAAUAACAACAACUCAUCGGCUGCUGUUAUGGCAUCGCCCGCCCUGCCGCCACCGUCCGCGUUACAGGCGCCCUCAAACAACAGUUCUAGCAGUGCUCCUCCGAUGGGAGCACUCUCCGGUGACUACAUGUCCGAGCUGAAAGAUUUACAGCACAAGAUCAUGACCCUGCAGGACAACAACGAACUGCAGCGGGUUGUGGAAAUGAUCGCCGCCACCGGAUGCUACGAAAUCACCAGUGCAACGUUCGACUUCGACCUGUGUGCCCUGGAUCGGCACACGGUGCAGCGACUACAGGACUUCUUUGCGACGUCCUGCUCAUCCUGACAGUAAACCACAGUGACUGGUUCACGGCUCUCCGCCUUUUUGUGGCUCAACAGCUGUAAGUUCCUUCGUAUACUAUUCUACAGAUUCCGAACGUGGUUUUCUUUUUUUUUUUUUACUAAUUUAUCAUUGCAUCGGCUGAUUUUAGCCUAUUAAAAUUUUAUUUAUCAUAUUAUUUAUUGCCCACCAUCUAGCUAUUGGGAGUUGUUGGGCUCCGCGUUUAAUGCACUCUGGUUUACUCUACAAUGGUGAAUUUUCGUUUCUAUGAUCAGCGCGAAUUUUUUUUUCUAGUGAUGUACAAAAUAAUUUCGUCUUAAAGAAACUGAUCCAUUGCACAAAGUAAUCCCUCUUCUCAGACAGAUGUAGAAUUUACCUUUCUGAUGUAUAUUUGUAUAUACAAUUUCUAUAAGGCUUCUCAUUACAUGAAUUUAUAUGUAAAAAUAUCGUACUGAAAAAUGAACAAAUUUGGAACAAGAUAGAAUAAAAAUUAUCAAUACAAAUUCUAGGCUUUAGGUGAACAAUGGAAUGCAUACUAAAAAAGGAAACUGCAUACAUUACACAAGCAGUACUGUGUAUGGCCUUUUGAUCCCUUUUAUCCAGGAGUAACGGUAACAACCUGCUUUUAUCCUGAGACACCUGUUGUAUGCAAGCUUUGUACCUACGGAAGCGCUACGGGGAAAAACAGUAACUAUUACUAUAUUACCAUACCGGGGGGAUGUUACAACUAUGUUUGCAGGGAAUGAAGUAAAACUGGUAGUACACUAUUGAGGUGAUUUUUGUGGAAAAUAUUGUUAGCAGUAGGACAACAUAUAGAAAGUGCAAUGAUAAAGAUUAUAAUAUUUUUUUGAAACGAUGGUUCUACAAUUGAUGAAGGGACGGUAAGGGAAAGAAAUGAAAA
Sabethes cyaneus is the source of this 3662-nucleotide messenger RNA. RefSeq names its product protein AF-9 (gene ear). Gene Ontology annotation, biological process: regulation of DNA-templated transcription. Bases 185 to 2767 code for a protein of 860 amino acids. The record is from RefSeq and is a predicted model, not a curated record. The transcript is spliced from 3 exons. NCBI's taxonomy places the organism in Eukaryota, Metazoa, Arthropoda, Insecta, Diptera, Culicidae. Gene Ontology annotation, cellular component: super elongation complex.